Molecule: messenger RNA, 6613 nt
Organism: Anopheles funestus (African malaria mosquito)
Lineage: Eukaryota; Metazoa; Arthropoda; Insecta; Diptera; Culicidae
Gene: drm
Product: protein drumstick
Exons: 3
Coding region: 1133-1378 (81 amino acids)
Biological process (GO): regulation of transcription by RNA polymerase II; embryonic pattern specification; embryonic hindgut morphogenesis
Cellular component (GO): nucleus
Molecular function (GO): RNA polymerase II transcription regulatory region sequence-specific DNA binding; DNA-binding transcription factor activity, RNA polymerase II-specific
Source: RefSeq, a predicted model, not a curated record
GAAACAGCCCCCGGUGUUGCGGUGUGUGUAUAUUUCUUCGCCAGCGCCCCGAGAAGAAGGCGCUACUUUUGCCUUGGAAAGAAGUCGUUUUGACUUCUGUUACUAGCAACGUCCAAUUCCAGUAACCAAUCCCAUCCGUCCGCUCACGUACGGAAGUUGCAGUAAGCGGCAGCAGCAGCAGCAGCAGCAACAGCAGCAGCAUCACCAGCAGCAACAGUAACAGCAGCAAUAGCGGCACCACCAGCAGCAACGGCAACAGCGGCAGCAGAAGCAGCCCGUCCCGAGACCUAUCGAUAUACCAGCGCCGACACGGGCGCGUUAAACGAUCAUUCGAACUCGAUCGAACGAGAACGCUUCGCCGAGCUACUCUCCCGUCAACGAGCCGCAAAGGUUUUAGAGAGAAAUUUUUACUGUGCAGUGUUCACGGUUUACCAGACAAAACGCAACGCCCGAGCCUACCGACUAAAAUCGUCGCGCUAGUUCAGUUCGUCAGCCGUGUUUGUGAUUUGCUUUUGUGCGAACCGAAACCACCGUACCAGUCCCAUAGUGAAAGUGAAACGGUUGCUUUUGACCGAAAAACGUGGAAAAGAUUCCGUAGCGAGUGCUCCACGCUUUUGGUUGCUAAAGGGGAUGUUAUUGGUGCGUAGAAUCAAGUGUGCAGUUUGGUUGCAUUGUGACUACAAACGUGUUGCAAAAGUUACACAAAAAGCUGACCUGAAUGUCAGAAGGAUUUGACGUUUGUGUGCGCUUGAAUGAACGAUUUUAAGACGUGUUGAUUCAGUUGGAAAAUCGCUAGCAAACGCAACUGAUUGAUAGUGUAGCAGGAAUUUUGUUCUGCCUUCAAAAAAAUAAUUUUUAAGGUAUUAAUCAUCCGUACCGAGUUUGUGGCCCGGUUUACACCCGUACUGGCACGUAGCGAUAGGAGUGGAUCUCAUCGUACCAGACAAAUUGUCAGCAGCGAGAGCAGAGGGAGCGAGAGAGAGAGAGAGAGAGAGAGUGAACACAACCCAGCACGGGGAAAACGAUUCGCAGCAUCUCAGCACACAUCACCGGACACGGGUACCGGAGCACCGGAGCACCGAGCACCGGUAAAGAAUUCAUUUAGAUUUGACGCGCAGCAUCAAACGCCACCAUGUUUGCGGUAAUGCGUAUUGACAACGACGACCGUAGGGCCGACUUCCGUCGCAAGAUGCGACCAAAGUGCGAAUUCGUCUGCAAGUACUGCCAGCGGCGCUUCACCAAACCGUACAACCUGAUGAUCCACGAGCGCACGCACAAAAGCCCGGAGGUGACGUUCUCCUGCGAGGUUUGCGGCAAAUACUUCAAGCGGCAGGAUAAUCUACGCUCGCACAGAUGCAGUCAAUGUAUUUGGCGGUAAGCACUAUUUGACAAACACUUCCUCGAUGUACACUCAUUUACUUGCAAAACACAUACUUAUUACACGACAAUACACAUAUAUAAAAAAAACUCAAGUAAAACGCAACCAAUCAACCAACAUUAAACUUCUAAAAGUAAAACAAAACAAAAUGGGUGAUGGAGAAUAUAUAAAUAUCGUAUAGAUAGAACAACAAAAUAAGCAGAAAACAAACAAAAAAAAAAACAAACACACACAUAAAGCGUGAUGGCGGACUAGGAGUAUACAUACAUUAUGCAACACCAGAGCAAAAAACCAAACAACUUAACAGCAUCUUAGUGAAAAUGCGGCGCGGAAAACACAUUGCGAAAACACAGCGCAAAAGCACUUGGUGCUUGAGAAGCCCAACCCACUGUGUCAUUACAAUCAGACAAAUCUGUAUCGGAAGAAGCAGAACACCCGGUGUACGGCAAGGAGCACAAAAGAGCACGCCAAAUCAAACGGAAACAUCAUUUUCCUUGAAUCUCCCAACAUUUACGAGUGAAAAGCGAUUGAUCGUGUUAUGAUUCGAUCACGCGCGCGUGUUUUUGUAUGUGCGAGUGUGUUCGUCGCUUCGAGAUAUGAUCAUAUGUUUGCUUUUCCCCGGCUUCUGUGCGCAAGCGAAAGUGUGCAUCAACAUGUAAAUGGUUUUGUUUGCAAUAUUAUUCGCACUUAUUUAAACACAAAAAAAAGCAAAACAAUCACAACGCCAGCACGCCAGGAGCGUAAUCAUAGUCGAGGCAUAGUCAUGUGAGAAUUUGGGACCGAAGUUUGUGUACACUUUACACGAAAUGUGUGGCAUAUUGCAGUUGCAGCAACAAACAACAAACUAAUAAGCGUAGCAGCAAAGGAACAAUAGUGACUGGUCAAUGAGAAGGAAAACAAAAAUAUUGAAGAAGAAGAAAAAACCGAUCAGCCGGUAUUAAAUGUGAAGCAAUGUGAAAAGAAGAAACGAGCGAUAGCAAAAGAAAAACAAAACACAAACACACAAUGUGAACAGAAAUCAGAAGACACAGAAAGCGAAUACGAUCCAAUUUUAACGUAAGCAUAACUGUUCUGCGAUAAUUGUCUGUUUAUGUAUAAGCGAUAAUCACCAUUUUCCCUCUUACAAACAAUCUCGAUUUUUUGUUUUUUUCAUGUUUAUUUUGUCAUUUGUUUUUUUUUUUGAAGGAUUUGGAUCGAUUGCAAGACCCAACAUUCAUUGUAACGUUAAUUUUUUCUCGUCCCGAAUCGUUUUCGCAGUUAUGUUUAUUUGCUUAGCGCAGCUCCGCUCAGUCAACUUCUCAUGCCAAAUGUUGUUUGACCUUCAAAAAUUGUCAAUACGUUCCUUACCGUGAUGUCGUGAUGUUGCGAUAAUCUCCCCACACGAAAUUGUUGUUAAUCCAUCCCCUUAUUUUUCUCUCUAUGCCACCCUUUUCGCCAUCCUGCGCUACAAGACACACACUUUUCAAUUCAAUGUUCGUAAUCAGCAGUCACAGCCGGCAAUUGCCCAGAACGGGAAAAUGUUAAUAUGCAAUGACUCAAGAUAUGUUUUGGCCAACAAACAACAAAAAAACAGACACACACAUACGAAUACUUACACAAGCACACAUAUCCAUGAUCACCUAUAAAAAUGCAUCUCAAGUUAUAAUUGUUUCGACACAUCCAUGUCGAAACAGUUGUGAUCGGUUGAUGCAAUGUUUUCGGAAAAUCUAAUGCUUUCAAAAUUGUACAUCCUAAAAGAACGUUUUCUUCUCCAUAAUGGAUUAACAAACAAAAUUAAAACAAAAAACACACUCACCAACGCACACCGGGAACACUAGCGUACGGGGAGUUUCGGUCUCAAAAUUGUUUCUACUAUUAGUUUGCUAAGAUUUAUUUUUGUGAUAUAGUUUGGUAUCAUCGACGUACUCGGGCUGGUCUUCCUGGUGUGCGUGUGUGUGUGUCUACUAUUCGGUAUACUUUGAUAAUGGGAGGUGAACAGAUAACAAAACACAGACAUAGACUUUCACAAGAUGACGCACUCACUACUGCACGUACACACUACCAAAUCAAAAUUUGUUAAGAUGAACAUUAAAAGUAACAAAUUCACUGUAGUUUUCGAUGCAAUUUUACCCAAAAUCUAACCCAGACAAUUCCCAUUUUCCUUCCUCCCAAGUCGUACAGUAUUCUAUCCUGAUCCUGAUUACAGGGUUUGCGAGUUAAAGUCGUAAAAGUUGGAUUCAUUUCUGUAUUCUGUUCAAGUUGAAGUUGGAACGUGUUUAGGUAGUUGAGAGAGAGGGUAGUGGUGAGAGAUUCCACAACUAUUCUGUCACAUUCCGCUUCAACUUGUGAAGAAUUCAUAAAAGACUUUAACUACUACAACUUGAUGUCAAAAACCCUGGUUUGUUUCCCUUUCCUAUAUUCCCCUUCUGCUUAAUUGUUGCACCAAAUUUCGUAGUUCUGCCUAAUACCGAAUAAUGUAUUAUUCUGCUGUAUUGGUUCUGAUUGGCUUUCGUUUAUCUAAUUGUGAGAGUUUACGUACGGUACUUUAGUUUUCACCAGCAACUAUUUUUCUCACUCUCUCUCUCUCUCUUUCUUUUGAUCGUUAAAACCAAAACCAAAACAAAAACAAAACAAAAAAAAAAGCUCAACAGCAAACAAAAUCACCAUUAUCUGUUUUUUCGUAUUUUUUUCUUUCUUUUUUCUUUUUUUCCCUCAAAACAACGGACAGAUCCAUCCAUAUGGAUAGGACAAUGAACGGUAACAACAAUCGAGCAUACUGAUACUGAGUUUCGGCGGAUUUGCUUUUUUGCUUGUGUCUGUUUUUUAAGUUUUUUUUUCUCUCCUCUUGUUUUACUUCAUUACUUUCGCACGAACACGAUGCAUUUAUGAUUUCGCCCAAUUUAUGAUUUCAACACAAACACAACUACACACAAAAAAGCUACAUGUAAUACUUUAUUUUUAUUUUAUAUUAUUAUUAUCAUUAUUAUUAUAUUAUUAUUAUUAUAAUUAUUGAUGCAAGCAUAAAUAUUAUACGCGAGGGGAAUGAAACAAACAAAUUGUGCAUCGGUAGAAAUCAUUCACCCAGGUCUGCAAGAAACAUUCAGAUUCGACAAACACCAUCGAACGAAUGCAAAAUAGUUUGGCGAUGGAGUGCAAGAUGGAAGAUUUUAGGAAGCACAGGUUUGCAUAAGUUAUUUAAAAGAAAGCACAUUUGCUUUGGUUGCAUCGAGUACGAGUUAUGUGUAUAAAAUAAUCCUUUUUGUUCCGUAAUUGUAAAAGUCCGAACCCCCGCCAAUGAUACAGCGAGGAGCGUAUUUUAGUGAUGUCAUCAAACUGAACUGACGGCACGCCGAAGAAUGCAACACGUAGUCGCAGCAUCGUGUUUGCAUCUGUACAUACCUUAACGCAAUGUGACCCAAUCAAAAUUAUGACUAAAGAAGGGGGGAAAAACGAAAUUUAAAAAAAAAUAACAAAAAAAAUGCGGACCUCAACUAAGCACACAAACACAAUCAAAAGCAAUUAUAUUAAGUUUAACCUAACGCGUGGCAAGAGGCCUUCCCUUUUUUCCAUAUUGACCUAUUUAAGAUGUACUACUAAUUUAUGCUUCAAGAAAGGAAUGCGUGUGCGGUAAAGAAACGUUUAAAAAAACACUUUUUAAAAGAAAGGAAAUAAGCAAACAUUUGUUACAGGGUGCGAGUGUACGAAACUGUUCCGAUUGUACAACAAACACUAUCCCAGUUAUGCUGAUUGACAAACCCUGAAAGUAAGCUUAGCUUUCACGCGUAGCAUUGUUUUGCAAAAGAAAGAUCGAAACUGCGCUUUUUCCCACUAAUGCAAUGCCAUUGAUUUAUCUUCCGUUUUACACACGCUGCUAAAACAACACAGAUAACAGUUUGGUAUGCGAUUCCGUUUCGACACACACACACACAGAGACACACAUACACACGAUUGAUAGGGUCUGAUUCACACUAACGUCGUACAAUAAAGUUGCUAAACAUAUUCAUAUUCCACCCCGAUCCCGGAUCAAAUGCUAAACGAUCGGCUAAUGGCCGUUGUAUUUGUUAUGUACGCAGCCGUCGAGCUGUGGUUGUGAUUGAUGUGAGAGAAUCAUCGAAACGUUUAUCUACGCCUUAUGAUCGCCGAUAAUCAGGUAACAAAUUUUUUUGUUAUUUGAUUUGCAUCACAAUGCGCACCGCCAUUAGCGACUCGUUAGGGUGAAGAAAGGAUCCUGUCAACGGGUUAUUAUUAACUGCUUUCGUCGUUCUUGCGUUUGUGCGAUCGCCGAAUAGAAAGAACGAUAGCAAAGAGACAAAACAACAAAUGUUUGUGCAAAUAGCACACAACAAUGCCCGCCCGCAACUGUUGAUUCAUCAGCUUUCGUACCAUGCCAAUGCUUGAAACAUUUCCCCCGCUUGAAUAGUGUAAAACAGUUACAUGAGCAAACUGACUGAGUGUGGGAUAUGUUCUACUUUGGUAGAUUCUUUUCUUCUCUCUUAUUUGUUGGUGUUUUUUUUUUACACAACUUGAGCCAUAUGCUCUUUGUGCGUCAAACAGCUUAACAUUCCUUUUUUUUAUUUGUUAGAGUGACCCGCAGAAGUAACUCUCUUUUAUUAUUUUGUUUAGACUAGUACGUUAAAAAAACCCGCGCUUAGAAUAGAUUCUAGUCUGCUGUAAUUAUGUUUAGUAGCCAGGAAGUCAGCACGGAGGAUAAGAAGUGGUGACACGGUUUUUUUUGAGAAUGAAGACAAAACAAAACGUUUACUGGUGGCUUCGCAAUUAUACGAUACACAAUCAAAAUGCUCCGUAAGGUGCCAAAUUAACGCUUAGACGCAACACUGCAACGUCUUUCGUCCAGCAAAUGCUCCAGGAAACCGAUGCGUUAAAGAACGAUGCCGCUAUACAGUUUGUGCUUAUUCUUCCCAGCGCAGCUUAACCAACAGGACGGUAUAAACGAUUUAUUUUUCUUUUUUUCAUUCGCAUCAUCCGAUACGGAACGGAUUGUACUAUUCGAAUAUUCGCAUACUAGAAGCAUUAAAGAGCAUAGCAAAAUAAAAAAAACGAAUAAACGUCCACUUCACACUUUAGCAAUAUAGGUUUUGUGCGUGAAAGUUUGUGUGUAAAAACAAAACAAAAAGCUUCAGGUUACAGAUGAGAAAUGGAGUGGAAUCAAUCAUAACGUGUAAUGCAUUACAAAACAAUUUUGAAUAUUAUUAGCAACAGUAAAGAAAUGGCGUCAAAAUGCCGUAAAAAUGAAAA